Sebastes umbrosus (honeycomb rockfish) is the source of this 5274-nucleotide messenger RNA. RefSeq lists its product as uncharacterized. Lineage: Eukaryota; Metazoa; Chordata; Actinopteri; Perciformes; Sebastidae. The record is from RefSeq and is a predicted model, not a curated record. The transcript is spliced from 7 exons. The coding region runs from base 348 to 4736 and encodes 1462 amino acids. Gene Ontology annotation, biological process: negative regulation of DNA-templated transcription.
GUCCAGCAGGUGGCAGCUGUGUGUCUGGUCCUAUGUGCUGCCUGUGUGCUGUUGAGCCUUUGUUUGUAGGAGCCACAGAGACGGAGGGGCCAUGCUGCUCCACCUCGGUUAUUGUUACCCUGACACGGAUUAACUCACAGACAAUGGCCGUGCCUCUCUGACAGACAGUCCACACUUUUGCUGGGUCCCUGCAUGCAGAUGUGAUGUCUGAGAGAUCUGGCAGCUGCUCAGCGGAGCGAAACGUCAUAUAGGAGGACACCAUGUAAGUUAAUGUCAGAGAGGAUUCUCGACUGAGGGGGAUGAACUGAAUCGGCGCCACGAGGGGAAGAGCCAACCAGUACCGUUGGAUGAGAACUGAUGGGCUGUCCGAGCUGGCGAUGCCAACUGCAAAAGAUAAAGACGGUUCCAUGUCCCACCGCUACCGGCCUGCCUCGGAAUACGACGAUGCCACCCUCGUCCAAAAGAGACAAUACUGGAGAACCAAGAAGCGAGAGCAGAGGGCCCGGCUGACAGAGCGCAGAAGGAAGUCGACGCAAGACGGCCGAGGGGGAAAGCUCCUACAUCUGCACACCCCGGCGGCGGUGAAUUCCACUUUGUCCGGCUCUUUUGCUGCUUUCUCUUCUCCUUUGCAGGGCAACGAUGACUCAUACAAGACGGUCUCUCCUGCAUCACAGGGUGCAAACACGGCGGGAGUUAAAGCCACUGGAAACCAAAAGGAGAAGUGGUUCCACACGGUGAAACUCAACAAGGUCUUGCCUCAGUUGCCAGCGUCAUGUUCCAUCUCAGCCAAAGCUGCUCGGGGCCACGCAGCCACGGUGAAAUGCCUAACAGCCAGGGGCGCUGUGAGCAGAGCCGUUACCUCAGCCACGCCCGGUGGAACCCAGCUGAAUACCCGUUCCUCAGUGCCUCCAGUCAGAGUGACAAGAACUACCAAUGGCAGCUCUGCUAAAACAACACCUCAGCCAUGUGUGUCUAUGCAGGGCGCAUCAGUCCCCAAAACGCAACAGAAGGCACAAGUUGCAUCACGCAUUCAGCCCAAACUCUCCCCCACCACAGGUAUGAUUCUCAUGUCUUCUCCAUGUGUCCCAGUUUCUAUUAAAACAGAGGGCACGACAGCGAACACAACACCUCAAAGUGGAACAAAGAGUGCCUUGGUCACCUCGCCGAGGGCUAAAGGUGUCGGCGCCUCGCGGUCUUCCCUGGAGCCGGAGGAAGAGAGAGCAGCCAAGCGCAGAGAGCAGUGGCGGAUCAAAAAGCGAGAGCAGAGGGCAAAGCUGGCGGCUCAGAUAGCUAAAGCCAGAGAGAGGACGCAGAGCGCGGAGAUGACGUCGCAGAGGCAAACGGCACAAAAGACAGGACUACUCGUGGGCGGCGCGAUUCUCCAGCAUCUUCCAUCUCAGUCGUUUUUGAGAGGAGCGGGCCAGAAGCAGUGUCCUGCUCGGGUCAGAAGGGACAAUGAUAAACUGCAAAGUGGGGCGACAAGUUUGGCUUCAGUCAACCUGCAAGCAGAUCGGAUAAAAGUACAAAAUCCACACGGGACCAGGACGACACAGACGUCAUGUGAUGUUGUUUCUGUGAGAAAGCCAGGGGAGUCGCUGAGAAGGUUUCCAAGUUAUGUACAUCUUUCUAACGUUUCUCGAGGGAUGGCACGAUGUAAAACGCCGAGACAGAGGUUCAUCGACGCCCAGAAAAAUUUCAUGAUUCAAAGAAACAUAAGAUGUAAAUCCCCGUUUUUCACUUCAGUCUUUGGCACCAGAAAUAUCCCCCACAUCGACCCCAACGACACGCCCGAGCAGAUAAUAGCCAAACGGCGAGAGUACUGGCGGGUUAAGAAGCGCGAGCAGCGAGCUAAGAUGUCGAUGGAAGUGAAGGUUCGGCUGAAGGAGAAGGACUCUCUGAUGCGAAGAGUGAAACGUUACCAGAACAUCCUCCUGGAGAUGAGGAGGGCCAGAGCGCUGGCCCAGUCCGCAGGAAGCAACCUCACCCACACCCACGCCUCGGAGACCAUCGGAGGGUUCAUCAAAGAGGACGGGACGGUGACCAUUAGCAUUCCCCAGCUUCCUACAGAUCACAACGCAGCAGAGUGCCAUGUAGUUCCCAAUAACACCCCCAUCACACAACCUCAGUACCAGCCCAACACUAAACGGAGAGGUGCUUCGCCCGUUCGUGUUACCCAGCCCCUUCUUCCCCUCCGCCCAGCUCAGGUGAAAGUCUCUUUUCCUCUCGCUGGACAGUUGGUCAACAAGCCUCCGAGACUACUGUCAAUCAGACCGAGGACUCAACUCGAAAGCACAACCGCUCCUAAUUCACACAAUUUAGCGAUCCAAACUGUUAAUCAGCUCACGCUCACUCAUCCUCAAACCCCUCAAAAGGCCGUUUCUCGAGGAGGAUCGACAGCCGGGUCGAACCUCGGCGGCUGCGUCAUGAAAAUGGCCGUCUCGAGGAGCGCGGCGUCGCUGUCGGCGCUCUCUCUGGAUCCAGGGCUGACAGAGGAGGAGAGGAUGACGAAGAAGAGGGAGUACUGGAGGCUAAAGAAACGAGAGCAGCGAGCAGCCCGUGCUUCUCGAUUGAAGCAGGGCGUCUUACAAGCGAGGGCCCACGCGACCUUACAGAGGAGGAAGGCCCAGAAGCAAGUAGCAGUAAGCUCUGUAUCAUUAGCCAGGAGUCUUACUAACCGUACAGGAAGUGCUCAGCCUCUCCCCGACUACAGUGUGCCUGAAUCGCCGCAUGCAAAUGAGAUAAAACAAGAGAGUGAGUCUAUGCCAGCAGUUGACCUAAAUUCUCAACCAGAACAAGCCAUCUGUCCAGAUAUCAAAGCCCCAGCCUCCCCACCAUCUCCAGCGCCUCAGCCAGAGCCCGACCCAGCUCUGCUGAACGCAGACAGCCAGGCUACCACUCUGCUCGCCGUGGCCUCUAUGAAGAAACUCCUGGAAGAAUCACUUAGCACGGUGACAGAGUGUAGCGGUGUGCAGACUGGCGUUAAAAUAGAGUCAACUGAGGAGACCUUUGAGCAAGAGAUGGAGCCAAGUUUACCUCUGAACGAGGUGGCUCCUAUUGCCGCUGACUUGACAUUGGAGAUAAAAAGCUGGCAGUCAGAUAUCGAUGCGUUGGUGCAAGCAGGUUCACCAAGCCCUCAUCUCAAGGACUCACCACAAAGUAGCGAGAUACUUCCUCCUCUCCCCACCUCCAGCGAGGUAGUCCUGCACGCCACCUGUGAGCACUCAUCCCAAACCCCUUCGAACUUCAUAGUAAACCCCUCCAUGGAAGGCUCUGACGGCCCGUCUUCACCACGCAGAACCCAGAGGCUUUGCGCCAAAAAAGAAGAGCCUCAGAGCUGCUCUUCCCCAGAGCCGCCAAAGCUGCAUCACCUACCCAUGGUUCAACCACAGUGUGAACAACGGUGUCAAGCACGAGAAGAAUGCCAAAACAGCAACUCGCCACCAGCACAAGAACAUCUCAGCAUGGUGCACGAGCACAGCGGUUUGGGCAGCCUGCAGAGGAAGAGGGAGUACUGGAAGCUGAUGAAGAGGCAGCAAAGGGCCAGGUUAAGGGCCAGGCAGAGAGAAAGACAGGGAGAAUGCAGCAGUCGGCUUUCCCAGAGAAUCAUUCAGGCUCCAGGUCUGGAUAUUAUGAACACUGUUAAGGGUAUGAAUCGUCCAGCGAAACCAGCCCUCCAGCCCAAGCCAUCAGUCGCUUCUCUGACCGCAGUGACCAGCAUCCCCACCGUCCUGCUCGUUAGCCCUACGACAUGUAACGUCGAACAGCCACCCGACACACUCCAGGUCAAACUGCCCAUCACCAGCGUCUCCUGUUCGCCCAGAAGUGAGCAGAACCACAUGAGCGUCGGGCCUUCGCAGAUGGACUAUCUCGAGAAUCUGCAACAAGCCGUGCCGGCUUCACGGAGGUGGAUGUCCAGAAGAACAGACUCGGCCUCCUCCCUUCCUACUCUGAAGCCCCCAGACAACCCGCUGUCCAGCAUCAACCUGCAACCCAUUGAACCCCCUCUAACUCCAAAUUCCAGUCCAAUAAAAAUCCCUUGUGCUCAACUUCAGAGCCCCACACAUAUGCUAGAAUCUCCCAUCAAGCUGGGACCGAUAGCCAUCAUGGUUCCACCGAAGCCUGUCCCGGGGGAGGCUGAGGAGGACUUUCUGAGGAGGAAGCGGGAGUACUGGAGGAUAAAAAAGAAAGAGCAGAGAGCCAGGAAGGCGAUUCGGGAGAAGGGAGUCUCCCCAAGGAGAGCCUCCAACAACCUGAGGCCCAUCCUGCCUGCCCAGGACCAACAAACACAGGAUUCUGGUCAGUGGGUGAGCUCCUCUGAGGAGUCGGAACAUCUAAUGAGCACGUCAGAAGACACAGACCCGGGAUCCUUUCCAUUUGAAGGUUACACAGCACCGGUCGAAGACGAGACCGAGCUUCUAUUCGCCGACUACGAGAACAACAACGACGAGGAAGAUCCCGUCUCGGUCGCCGUGUGGAGGAACCGCUACCUCAUGGACUACGAUCCUCUCAACCAGCUGCUGGUGUGCAUGGUGUGCGGGGAGCUGCAGUACUCCCACAGCCUGGAGGGAGUGAGGGCCCACAUCGACGAGGCCCACCCGGACACCCUGAACCUGGAGCCCAGGGAGCAGCGGCAAAUACUGGAGGCCUGGGACGAGCAGGUGUCCCGGCGGGAACGCUUCUUCACCAGCCAGCUCCAGCAGCACAGCGGCGCCCUAGCAGAAGUACACAGGAACUGAAGAACAAAGACUGCAGGAGACAACUGAAGACCACGGACAGACCAGGAGAGAAAACCCACACUUUGUCUUAUUUAUUUAUUGUAACUUUCAUAGCGAGUCACCUUGAAAGAGAACGCUGUAAAGGGAAAAUUCACCCCCAGAAAAGCAGCUUUACCUCAUUUCCUACCCAGGUUUGUGAUGUGGGUUUAUGAAAGCCAGUAUUGAUUUUUUUUUUAUUACAUUGAAGCUAUGACAACUGAGAUUUUGUGAUAAUAUUUAAAAUAUUUAAAGGAGAAGUCCAACAUUUUGGGAAAAACAGUGGUUGUACUAAGCUAGGCUAAAAGCAUGCUGGACCUAUGAACUCACAGAUAAAACUUAUAUUGAAUAUCAUUUUCAUAUUCUUGCUCUACUUCUAAAAAUCUUCAAUUAUUCCUUCAAGUUUGUCCGUUUUUUAACCCUCAACAUCUAGAAACGUUCAGUGUUUCCCACAGACUCUAAUUCCAGUCAGAUAGAAACAGCAUUUAACCGUCACAGGAGAAUAAAACCUUUCCUCUUUAAA